Aethina tumida (small hive beetle) is the source of this 3542-nucleotide messenger RNA. It is a transcript of the gene Rap1, whose product is annotated as ras-related protein Rap1. Gene Ontology annotation, molecular function: GDP binding; GTP binding; GTPase activity. Lineage: Eukaryota; Metazoa; Arthropoda; Insecta; Coleoptera; Nitidulidae. Bases 256 to 810 code for a protein of 184 amino acids. The transcript is spliced from 5 exons. The record is from RefSeq and is a predicted model, not a curated record. Gene Ontology annotation, biological process: cellular response to cAMP; negative regulation of synaptic vesicle exocytosis; Rap protein signal transduction. Gene Ontology annotation, cellular component: plasma membrane.
AAAAAACAGAUUCAUGUUAAACACACCCAACGUAUGACCGAAUGGAAAUAUGUUGUAUGGAAUAUAUCCAGUGAGUCCGGGCAAAUAAGUCGAAAAGAAAUGUAUUAGCCAUGACAGUGUUAAAUUAAAGUGCAUUUUGACGUUAAAAAGAGUGCCGUGUUUUAUCCGAAAUAAGCUACUGGAAGUGAAUAAGAAGUGGACUUUUAUUUACGUGUUUCAACGACUUUUUUUUUACACUAAAAUAAUACCACCAACAUGCGUGAAUAUAAGAUUGUGGUCCUGGGCUCAGGAGGUGUCGGCAAAUCGGCUUUAACAGUGCAAUUUGUACAAGGCAUAUUCGUAGAAAAAUAUGAUCCCACCAUCGAAGACAGUUAUAGGAAACAAGUCGAAGUAGAUGGACAGCAAUGUAUGUUGGAGAUCCUAGAUACCGCAGGCACAGAACAAUUUACGGCGAUGAGGGAUUUAUAUAUGAAAAACGGCCAGGGUUUCGUUCUGGUUUAUUCAAUAACAGCACAAUCCACAUUCAAUGAUCUGCAGGAUCUACGGGAGCAAAUUCUGCGAGUGAAGGAUACGGAUGAUGUACCAAUGGUGUUAGUCGGUAACAAAUGUGAUUUGGAGGAAGAACGAGCGAUAGGAAAGGACCAAGGUACUAACCUAGCUCGCCAGUUUAACUGUGCCUUCAUGGAAACAUCUGCCAAAGCGAAAAUAAAUGUUUAUGAUGUAUUUUAUGACCUAGUACGACAAAUCAACAAAAAAUCGCCGGAGAAGACUAACAAAAAGAAAAAGAAAUCGCUUUGUGUUCUGCUAUAACUCCCUUUAAUCAUUGAACCAAAAAGUACAUAUAAAUAUUUGAAGACUAUUGUAAGACAAAAAGUGUAUAGGCAUUAAGGCACGUGCGGACAUAGGGCCUUUGCAGUGAAAAAAAAAAUGUUUAAAAAAUUACGCUCUGUAUAUCAACUUUUUAACAAAAUGAAAAUAUUUUAAAUAUUUGUAAUAAAUUUUAGUUUAUUUUUCUUUUCCAAAAAAACAAAAAAAAAAAAAUACAAAUGAAAAAAAUAUCCGAGUUUGUUAACUAUCUAGAUGCAAUUUUAGUGAUAGGGUAUUUGAUAUACUGCCAAUUGUGGUGUCAAAUAGAUAUAGAAAUUUGUGAAAAUUAGUGGUAUUGUGUUUAUAAUUUUUUCGAGUCAAGACUAUCUAAGAGGACAAUACUUAAAUGUUUCAGCCACUGUAGCCUGGUACAAAAAAUACCGCAAAAAAUAAUAAAUAAAAAUAAAUUCGCUGAUAACACUGCAGCACGUAACUAUGUGCUGAGUCGCUCAUUUUGAUGGAAACAUUACUUGGAUGGUGAUGUGAAUUCAUUAAGCCUCUCCGAAAUCUUUAAUUCCACACGAAUCAGUAUUUUUCCAGUGAUCAAAAUCGAAUUGAUUUCUAGAUAACGAAGACAAAUAAUUUUUCCGAUUAGUUCGUAAGUCCAGUCGUUUCAUUUUUGGGAAAGUCGUGUGUACCAGUCUUGGUGCGUAAAUGUUGUUUUUUUAAAAGGGACCACAAAAACAAAUUGUUUUAGAUUGUUGCAAGUAUUUAAAAAAUGAAAAGAGCUCUAGGUAAGUCGCCGUAAUGUUAUCAUCCAAUUAAUAUUCCUUCAAAACAACUGCCAAUGUUUUAAAAACGCUGAAAUUGCUCAGGGUCUUCCAUCAGGUAACCUUCCCUCUCCAAUCUAUGAAAAACCAGGUUAAAUCAUCUUUUUGUUCACAAUGCAGUAAUAGGUGUUUGGGACGUGCUUGCUGGAACGCCCUGUACGGCGCAACUCAUUUUUCAAACUGGAAUUAUUCCAUGGCGCUAUUCAGAUGAAAUAGUACUUCGUUUAGAUGGUUUCACCUGAGCCUUUCUAAGAUUUUAAGUGUUGAAGACAAUAGUGCCAUUAUUUUCCUUGUUUGAAAUGACACACGUUUCAAGUUCAUGAAUGUAUAAAAAUAAUAUUAAUAAAACAACCAUUGUUGCAUCCUAUUAAUAGCGUUUAAAUCCAGCCGUAAAAUAUUCUAUAACUAUUAGAUGUGUUUAUAUUUGUGGUAGUUAUACCUAAAUUUGGACAAGUUGUGAUAGAGAUCCUUUUUGGUGCUUGUCUAAUAGAGUGAUGCUCUUGAGGAAAACGUCAUAUUGAACAGUCGUCGCGUCUCGGGGACUGCCAUAAAUAUGUUCGUUCACCUUCAAGUCCCCGUUUUUAAUCGCGUCGUAGAACAAGUAGGUUGUUUUUUAGAUCAUCGCUGCAUCACCAGUUAACUGUUAAAUUUCGGAUGAGCUUCCUUACGUACGGACUUGAAGUUGGGGCCCGGACACGUGGCGACUGUUUCCGUGUAUGUGUCAAUUGUAUGUCAUCUAAACCAAACCGAUUAUGGUGCUUGUUACGAUGUCCAUUGGAUUGUUGGUCCUGUUGCCCUGUAGGCACGAGGAUUGGCAGAACGUGGUGGCAUUGGCUAUACGUAAUUUUAUUCUGUUUUCACUUUUAUUCUAUACUGACAAUCAACUAAUUCAAUUACACAGGAUGUUUCUUUUGUUUCUUUUAAUUUUAAUGUUGAACUGAAGUCCACGUCGAGCAUUAGGGAAUUGUCACGGUGCUAUUUAAGCUGUGGGUGCUUCAGUUUGGCAAUGGCUAUGUUGUAUGUAUCCAUUUUGAUUAAGUAACAGUCAUUAUUUAUUUCUUAAGCAAGAAUGUAUAUAAAAGAUUGAUUGAUUUUAAAAUUGUACAUUGAUCAUAAUCACAGUUUUUAUUUUAGUAUAUCUUAAGUGUGUAUUAUACAUAUGCUUAUAUAUAUUUUCUAGUACUACUAUAUGUAUAUUUUCUUAAAAUAUGGAGGGGACAAAUAUAGAUUCCAGUUAUAAUUAAGAGAACUUUGUUGAAUUUAGUAAUUUUAAGUGAUCCAUUAAUUUAUUACUAUUUCUCAAAUUUGCUCGGACAUCACUACUAUUUGAGCACUGUAAUUUUUUUAAACAAAGGCACACAAUAAAUAACUCUGAGGUGUGCUGAUCAUAGGAAAGAACUUUGUAAUAUACCCAAACCUCUCCACAGUCACAAGGAUUAUGAAUAAUAGACACCAAUAUGUGUAUAUAAUUAUAUUAAAAACACUUUUUUGUAUACACUACAACAAAAUAGGCUUUAUUUGUUUAUUGUCAUUAUAAUGUUAUUUUCCCAGCUUUGCAAGCGACAAAGGGAGAUAUUAAGAAUAUUAAUUAAGUAUAAGAAAGCAUAAUGAAAUUCUGUACUGAAUGUAAACAAGCAUAAAAUUGUUAUAAAACUUUCAAACAGCGGAAAAAGUACAGAACAGACUACACAGUCUUGUAAAUACAAUUUUCAUAUUAAAAACAGUCCACGCACAAAAAAUAAACUGAAUGGGAAUUUUAAAAGUUGACUUUUUCUGCUGGUUGAAACAUGUAUACAUGAUAUAUUAAGUAUUUGUAAAUUUAAGUUACAGUAAUUGAACUUUAUAUUUUAUUUGUAGUGUAUGAAAUUAUGAUUUAAAAAUAAAAACGUAUUGUUGAAUAUCGAA